UUUGACAAUAGUGCUGCUAUUAUAUUCCAUAUCAGAGAUUUGGACAUAAAAGACAUGCCACCCCAUCGAUCUGCUAACCAGCGCUGGAUUUUCUUACAAGAAUCUCCUCAUCACACUCCAAACAUUUUAUAUGACCUUAAUAAUAUUUUCAAUUGGACAAUGACUUACAGAACUGAUUCUGACAUCUACAUGCCAUACCCUGUUCUGGAACCGACUGCAGGAUCUUCGUUUGAAUUUCAAAUAUGGAACAAGACGUUUGAACCUGAUGUUUUGAAGGACCAAAUACGGCAGAAAAAAAAACUCGCAGCGUGGUUUGUUUCAAACUGCUUCACACAAAGCGGGCGGGAAAAAUAUGCUUCUGAGCUACAAAAGUACGUUCACGAUGACGUAUAUGGAAAAUGCGGACCUUUAGUGUGUGCCAAUCAUCUUCAAUGCUACCAAAUGUUAGAGCAACAAUAUAAAUUCUACCUCUCUUUCGAGAAUUCCAUCUGCCGCGACUAUGUUACAGAAAAAUUUUACAACGCCCUUCUCUUCAAUGUCGUGCCAGUAGUUUAUGGUGGUGCCAAUUAUAAUGCAGUUGCGCCUAAAGGCUCUUACAUUGAUGUUCGUGAUUUUACGUCAGUUCGGCAUCUUGCACAGUACCUGAAAUUCUUGGAUAAAAACGACAGUGCCUACUUGCGGUAUUUUGAUUGGCGGAAAACUCCAUCAGGCAUAUCAGCCUUACCGCGUUUUAUUCAAGGCUGGUGCACGCUUUGCAGUAUGCUUAAUAACACCUCGUUACCCUUAAAGUCUUAUUCAAAUAUUCAUUCCUGGUGGUUUGAAAAAGGCCACUGUGAAAAUGAUCGUACAAAUAUUCACAAGUUAACAACUUAGUGUCAUUACCUGUGUUUAUCGAGCGAGACUUGUUAAAUAAAGAGAUUUACGUUGCUCUA
This is a messenger RNA of Daphnia magna, 932 nucleotides long. RefSeq names its product alpha-(1,3)-fucosyltransferase C. NCBI's taxonomy places the organism in Eukaryota, Metazoa, Arthropoda, Branchiopoda, Diplostraca, Daphniidae. Gene Ontology annotation, cellular component: membrane. Gene Ontology annotation, molecular function: alpha-(1->3)-fucosyltransferase activity. The record is from RefSeq and is a predicted model, not a curated record.